AUGAAGUUUGUUGUUUACGCCUACAGCAGGUUGAAGAUGGCCGCUGGAGACAACAGCGGCAGGCCUCCUUGCCUUAGUUACUCCGGCCCGGGUCCUUUAGGGAACAGCCAGCCCAGCAACAGCGUUUUCUCAAUGCCAGCAUCCAACGGCGGAGCGGUCGGUGCUGCCGGGGGAGCGCAGGGAACGACGAGGCGACCCAACCCGCAGUUGGGGCCUGCCGGAGCAGACGGCGGCGGCGUAUCGAGCGGAGCUCCGCCGUCUGCGCAGAACCCCCUGCAGCCGUCCGCUGCGUCAGGUGUUGCUUCUGUCGCAGCCGGAGCCAUGGCCUCCCCGGCGUCCAACAUGACAAGCGGCGCAGCGUCGAACGCCUCCCCGGCCGCUGCGCCGAGCGCCACUCCGGCUGCAGCGUCCGUGCUUGUGUACAGAGAACCGGUAUACAACUGGCAGGCGACAAAGAGCACCGUCAAGGAGAGGUUUGCGUUUCUCUUCAACAACGAGGUGCUCAGUGACGUUCAUUUCUUGGUUGGCAAAGGAAUGGGCGUUCAGAGAAUACCAGCUCACAGGUUUGUCCUGGCUGUGGGCAGCGCAGUGUUUGAUGCUAUGUUUAACGGCGGCAUGGCGACCACCUCUACGGAAAUCGAACUUCCGGACGUGGAACCAGCUGCUUUUCUGGCUCUGCUAAAGUUCCUGUAUUCAGAUGAAGUCCAGAUCGGCCCUGAAACUGUGAUGACCACCCUAUAUACAGCCAAGAAGUACGCAGUUCCAGCCCUGGAGGCUCACUGUGUGGAGUUCCUGAAGAAAAACCUCAGAGCAGACAAUGCUUUCAUGCUGCUUACUCAGGCUCGUUUGUUUGAUGAGCCACAGCUUGCCAGCCUUUGUUUGGAGAACAUUGACAAGAACACUGGAGACGCUCUUGCUGCUGAAGGUUUCACAGACAUAGAUCUGGAUACUUUGGUGGCAGUGUUGGAGAGGGACACUUUAGGAGUAAGGGAGGUGCGUUUGUUUGGAGCCGCCGUUCGCUGGGCUGAGGCCGAGGCUCGCAGGCAGCAGCUUCAACCCACUCCAGAAAACAUGCGUAAAGCCCUGGGAAAAGCUCUCACGCUCAUCCGCUUCCCUCUCAUGACCAUCGAGGAGUUUGCAGCAGGUCCUGCCCAGUCUAACAUUCUAACAGACAGAGAGGUGGUGAGUCUUUUCCUCCACUUUACAGUAAACCCAAAGCCACGUGUGGAUUUCAUCGACCGUCCUCGCUGCUGCCUCCGCGGGAAGGAGUGCAGCAUCACCAGAUUUGGCCAGGUGGAGAGCCGCUGGGGCUACAGCGGGACGAGCGACCGUAUACGGUUCUCUGUUAACAGAAGGAUUUUUGUGGUUGGAUUUGGACUUUAUGGAUCUAUUCACGGACCUACAGACUACCAAGUCAAUAUACAGAUAAUCCACACAGACAGCAACACUGUGCUGGGACAGAACGACACAGGCUUCAGCUGUGAUGGGUCAGCAAACACCUUCAGGGUCAUGUUCAAGGAGCCGGUGGAGGUUCUACCCAGUGUCAACUACACUGCCUGCGCCACACUGAAGGGUCCUGACUCUCAUUAUGGGACCAAGGGAAUGCGAAAGGUAACGCAUGAGUCAUCCUCUACCGGCACAAAGACCUGCUUCACCUUCUGCUACGCUGCGGGCAACAACAACGGCACUUCUGUAGAAGACGGACAGAUCCCAGAGGUCAUCUUCUACACAUAGUCACCCCCAGACGUCCCAGAAAUCUUCCAUCAAAUGUGACAACCCGACACCAGCGCAAGGCCACACCUCCGCAGCCAUACUGGGGACUAAUCUGUCAGACUCAAACUGUUCCCUCCUCACAAUGUGUGACUGUUAGCUGCAUGGGAGGACAAAUAGCUGGUGGACGACGUGGCUUGUUGUGUGAGGCGACGCCUGUCGACUACCUUAGUGCUCUAAUUUUACAAGCUCACUGAAACCAGCUGGGAAUGAUGCAGAGAUGUCUGAUCUGGAGGGGGUCUCUCAGAUUAUUCACAGUAUCAUUGUCACUGCUUCGGGUUGACAGCAUAAAGCUUGACACAGGAUUAUUAUUUUUUAAAUCUGUAGAAUCCUCCUCCUCCGAUGCUUGAUGGCAAAGGAGACCCAACUGUAAGAUUGUAAAGUUUAACAAAUUUGCCAAGAUGAAUCCUUGUAGCGUUUUGUACAGAGUCAGCUCUGCAUCAACUGUAACUUCCACUCAAUGAUGGACCUCAUAGGCUUCAUGAAACCUUGAAUUUGAACCAGACUUCAUGACAAUGUUAAGAGGUAUGACUAAGAUGAGCAUUUUUUUCUGUUUUUUACUUAACAGUACAAUCUGUGAUUUCUUGUGUCUUUGCUUGGUAGUUGCCUAUACCUGGUAUACAUUGCACUUCUUGGCCUUGCCUUCCUUUUAUUUUGUUGCUCUGUGAAUGCACACUAACUUUUUUUUUAAGCUUUAUUUUAAAAGUUGUGGGUGGAAGAGAUUUUUCUCGUGGUGCCGAAGUUGAUGGGUUGUA
This is a messenger RNA of Cyprinodon variegatus (sheepshead minnow), 2525 nucleotides long. It is a transcript of the gene btbd2b, whose product is annotated as BTB/POZ domain-containing protein 2-like. The transcript is spliced from 9 exons. The record is from RefSeq and is a predicted model, not a curated record. NCBI's taxonomy places the organism in Eukaryota, Metazoa, Chordata, Actinopteri, Cyprinodontiformes, Cyprinodontidae. Gene Ontology annotation, biological process: neurogenesis. Gene Ontology annotation, cellular component: P-body; cytosol. Gene Ontology annotation, molecular function: protein binding. The coding region runs from base 1 to 1734 and encodes 577 amino acids.